CCGCUGGGAGCUCCCGCCCCACUUGCUCCUCGCCGACGACCAGGACCGCGGCCUCUCCUGGGCUGCGGACUUGAAACUUAAGUUUCUGUCCAGCCGCUUAGCCAACACGCUUAGCAAGUAACUGGAAAAUGUAAGGCGAGGGAGGGACCUGGCUUUGAGUCGGAGGUUUUGAAAUCAACGGGCUUGUUUGGUUUGUGUAGGACUAGUUCGUGUGGAAUGGAUUUAAAAGUUUUUCUCGUCUUUCUUUGCUGCCCCUUGGCCUUUGCAGCGUAAGAAGGACGCAUCCAGGACGUGCUGCCUGCAGGCUGGGGCCCGAGAUUGCUGCCUCCUGCUGCUGUGUCUGCUCUUUCCCUCUUUUCCUUUUUGUUGAAAGCCACGGAGGUUGCGUAAAUGUGGGUUUACCAGCGAGUGCUCGCUUGUUAAACUUUUCCCGUGAAUGCGUUGACUCCCACUGAGAUAGACACACAUUUGCAAAAGUGAAUAUUGAAAGCAUGAACUUGCAGUUAUUCGAGCAAACCCCUCUAUUCCUUCAGGCUCUAACAGUCCGUGUUUUCCACCCAUGUGACUAAGCAUCGCUCGCCAGGCAGAAGCGUCACCGCGAGGUGAGCGGUGCAAAGCGAUUCUGGCCAAAGGGAGGAGACCCUGCGCGGGGAACACCGAUAACGUCUCGGAAGGAGAUGGUCCCUUGUCAAACCGAAGAGUGAGCCCCAGUGAAAAAGGGUGUAUAUCCUGGAGUUAUUGUCGUUUGGACAGAACUAAAUUCCAUUACUCACAACCUCCCUCUCCGCCGGCUCGUCGUGUCAGCCCCCGAUCCUCCAGAUCCGGGUAGGAGUGAGCAUAUUUGCCCCCAGCACAGGAUUGUUACCAACAGCCAGCAUUACAAGUGCACAGCCUCUCCUAGCAUGACUGCGAUCUAAUCAGCACGAGAAUCUGACUCCUGCGUCUGGCGCCGCAGGGCUGGGGCCUGGUCACUGCCCACUACAGAACCGCCAUGGCCGCUGCCUCUACUGCCACCCCUGUCAUUUCACAGCCCCAGUUCACAGCCAUGAAUGAACCACAGUGCUUCUACAAUGAGUCCAUCGCCUUCUUUUAUAACCGAAGUGGAAAGUAUCUUGCCACAGAAUGGAACACAGUCAGCAAGCUGGUGAUGGGACUUGGAAUCACCGUCUGUAUCUUCAUCAUGUUGGCCAACCUGCUAGUCAUGGUGGCCAUCUAUGUCAACCGCCGCUUCCAUUUCCCUAUUUAUUACUUAAUGGCUAACCUGGCCGCUGCGGACUUCUUUGCUGGCCUGGCCUACUUCUACCUGAUGUUCAACACAGGACCCAAUACUCGGAGACUGACUGUCAGCACGUGGCUCCUUCGUCAGGGCCUCAUUGACACCAGCCUGACGGCGUCGGUGGCCAAUUUGCUGGCUAUUGCCAUCGAGAGGCACAUCACGGUUUUUCGCAUGCAGCUGCACACACGGAUGAGCAAUCGGAGGGUGGUGGUGGUGAUUGUGGUCAUCUGGACCAUGGCGAUUGUUAUGGGUGCCAUACCCAGCGUGGGCUGGAAUUGCAUCUGUGAUAUUGAAAAUUGCUCCAACAUGGCGCCCCUCUACAGUGACUCUUACUUAGUCUUCUGGGCCAUUUUCAACCUGGUGACCUUUGUCGUCAUGGUGGUCCUCUACGCUCAUAUUUUUGGCUAUGUUCGCCAGAGGACUAUGCGAAUGUCUCGGCACAGUUCUGGACCCCGGCGGAACCGUGAUACUAUGAUGAGUCUUCUGAAGACUGUGGUCAUUGUGCUCGGUGCCUUUAUCAUCUGCUGGACCCCUGGGCUGGUCUUGCUGCUUCUGGACGUGUGCUGCCCGCAGUGUGACGUCCUGGCCUACGAGAAGUUCUUCCUUCUGCUGGCCGAGUUCAACUCUGCCAUGAACCCCAUCAUCUACUCCUACCGCGACAAGGAGAUGAGCGCCACCUUCAGGCAGAUCCUGUGCUGCCAGCGCGGCGAGAGCGCCGGCGGCCCGGCGGAAGGCUCGGACCGCUCGGCCUCCUCCCUCAACCACACCAUCUUGGCCGGAGUUCACAGCAAUGACCACUCCGUGGUUUAGAAAGGAAGCGGAGAGAGGCCAGCCAGCAUCUGUUGAGGGGUGAAGAGCCUCCCCCCACCCAAAUGCCAGGGCAAGGUGUGGGGGCGAGAGAGGGGGGGAAGCGAACUUAUGUACUUAAACACUAACCAAUGGCAGUAUUUGUUCCUAGACCCAACAAGACUUGAUAUAUGUUGAAAAUUAGCUUAUGUGACAGCCCUCAUCUGGAUCCCCAUUCCUUCUGGAAGUAGCAAGUGGAGCUCUUAGAAUGGAAUUCGUAAAUAGACUCUGGAGUGUCCAUUUAGAUAGAAGACAGUAACUAGACUUCCAAAGAUCUUGUGUGGUUUGGUGCAAGUCAGAAGAAACACUGACUAAUUGAAUCCACAACUUCAUUUACAUACAGGCUUCCCUUUUUUAUUUUUAAAGGAUACAUUUCAUUUAAUAAACAUGUUUAUGCCUAUCAGUAUGCUUGUGAUGGAUAAGACGAUAGACUGUUUUUAAACUACCGUAACUUCAUUUUUUCCCCCUUAUAUAGGAAAACUGUAAAUUAGAGUUAUUUUUUUAGAAAGCAUGCAUGUAAUGUAUGUAUGCAGUAUGCUUUACUUAAAAAAGAUAAAAGGGUAUUGAUUUUAAAUCUUCUAGGAAACAGGAGAACCUGGAUGUUAAAGCCAGUAUUUGUUUAGGUUAUGAAACAAAACAAUGCUCUAAUCACAAUAUUACCUUUUUAAAGUGUCGUAACACAUAUAAAACAAAAAAUGGGAUCUAAGUUUAUUACCAAAAUAAUAUGUACUCUAAAAAAGUCAUAGAACAAGGAGCUUAGUAAUAUUGUUCCCACAUAUUUAUGAUACCCAAGUACAUUCUAAUUAUUAGUACAUCAGAGGAAUUUUUAAAUAGCCUGUGUUUUUCUGUAUUAUGAAAUAAUACAUAGUCAUUGUAGAAAACUUGAAAAAUGCAGAAUGUAUAAAAUAGAAAAAAUAAUUACUGAUAAUAUCACAACCCAGAAGUAACCACCAUUAACAGCUUUCCCCCGUGUAUGCCUAUAUGUAUAUUAUAUACCUUUUUAUAUAAUUGGGAUCAUACUGUAAACAAUUUUAUAACCAGUUUUUUUCCACUACAGAAUUGCCACAUUUUCCUAUGGCAUUAAAAAUUUUACAAAAACAUAAUUUUUAUGGCUAUAUAAUAUUCCAUUUAAUGGAUGCAACUCAGUUUAUUUAACCAUUUCCAUAUUGUUGACUACUUAGGUUAUUUCUAAUUUUCAUUAUUAUAAAUGAUGUUGAAAAAAUUUUGUGUACAUAAGACUUUGUCCAUAUAAUUGAUUAUUUACUUAGGAUAUGUUCCCAUGAAGGAUUUUUUUAAAAUGUGAAAUGUCUUUUUAUGCUCAUACCUUUUAUAAAAAGGGAUUUCCUGCUUUGCACCUCAUGGGUGACAAUUGUGAGGAAAGCCAGUAAAAUUACCUUUUUACAAAGGAAGUUCAGUGGUUAGUGUAGUGACUUUUUUUAUAUAACAAGAAGGACUAGAAAUAGUCAACUGUCACAAAUAACCAGAAUACCUUAUUAAAAUGUCUAGCAAUUCCAAAUUUUGUUUGAGGGACCAAUUAUUAAACUCUUGGUAGCCACAACUGUAAUGCAGAAUUCAAGAAAAUGCAAAGAAAUCCAACGUGCCAAGUGAAUGAAGGAUCUUCAUAUUAAAUAUCUUGGGACCCUUCUGUAGCCAAUUGGUUGAGCGUCAACAUGUGACUGGAUACUGUGUAUUCUCUAAGAAUCACCCCAGAUAGUCUGCUACCAUAUGAGGUGACACCUGUUUAACUCACUUUCUAGGUAAACUAGGAAUUGCACGUUUGUUGUCAUAAGUAACCAGUCAAGUCACAGUCAUGAAGCAGGUAUUGGAAAGUCAGGAGUAGGGUUUAAGAGAAAGAUGUCCAGAAGAUGGUUGUCUAGGGAGGAGGGAGUCAGUGCAUGGUCACCAUUUGAACAGAGGGCUGACUAGUCAUGUUCCCAAAGUGAAAAGAAUAUGGGGAACCAGUUAGCAGAAAGGUGUUCGCACAUACUUCAUACAAUAUACAGAGCAUUCGAUGUUGGAAGUAAAAUAAAUGAACCUGGAAUUUUACUCAUGUGCAUGUAUUCUGAAGGAGAUGUGGACUAUUUAAAAUGAAAAGCAUACUAAUUGGACCUUAAUAAAUCAUUUUCAAUCAGUG
Miniopterus natalensis is the source of this 4256-nucleotide messenger RNA. RefSeq names its product lysophosphatidic acid receptor 1 (gene LPAR1). The record is from RefSeq and is a predicted model, not a curated record. Gene Ontology annotation, cellular component: membrane. NCBI's taxonomy places the organism in Eukaryota, Metazoa, Chordata, Mammalia, Chiroptera, Miniopteridae. Gene Ontology annotation, biological process: G protein-coupled receptor signaling pathway. Gene Ontology annotation, molecular function: lysophosphatidic acid receptor activity.